AUGCCUUGCCUGCAAUCAGCUUCAAUUUGGAGUAGCUGUGAACACAAUUCAACGUCUCAGAUACUAACAGAACAUGUAUCAGAAUUAGAUUCUUCUUUCCAUUCUGUUCUGUCAUUGCCAUCAGAUGUGCCUCUUCAUUUUCACUUUGAAACAUUGUUUAAAAAGACUGAAAUAAAAGGAGAUCUUGCUGAAAAUAAAUUUGUAGGAGACUGUAUCAUAUCUCCAUCACCUGUACGUAAUACUUCUCCGAAUCAAUGGAGAAAUGGAUAUUCUCCUAUAUGCAAGCCUCAAAUAAGGUCAGAAUCUUCUGCACAGCUGUUCCAGGGAAGAAAGAAAAGACACUUGAGUGAAACAGCAAUAGGACAAAGAACUAGAUUUGAGGAAUUUGCUUUUCAACGUGCAGAACCAGAAUCCCAAAGCAAUUUUACUGCAGUUACUAAUGUCAGUGUUAUAUCAAGAACCCAAAAUUCAUCAUCCCAGAAUACUGCACGACGAAGAUUGAGGAGUGAGAGCUCUUAUGACAUAGAUAAUAUUGUGAUUCCAAUGUCAUUAGUGGCCCCAGCUAAGCUAGAGAAACUCCAAUAUAAGGAAAUACUUACUCCAAGCUGGAGGAUGGUUGUUCUUCAGCCUUUGGAUGAAUUUAAUUUAAUUGAAGAAGAGAUAGAAGAUCUCUCUGAUAAAGUCUUCUCCCUAAGACACAAAAAAUAUGAAGAGAAAGAGCAAGCCAGAUGGUCACUAUGGGAGCAAAGCAAAUGGCACAGAAGAAACAGCAGAGCUUACAGUAAAAAUGUUGAAGGACAGGACUUGCUUUUGAAAGAAUACCCUCAUGACUUUAGUAGCCAGCAGCACUGUGCUGCUGAGAGUCCCGCUGAGCCUCCUUCAGAGAGCCAGGAUCCCAGUACACACGGCUCACCUUCACUAGGUCAGACUCAAGAGAUCAAGUCUUUGUGGUGGGAACGACGGGCUUUUCCACUGAAGAAUGAAGACAUAGAAGCCUUAUUAUGCCAAGAUGAAAAAAAUGAUCAGAUUUGAAGAUCAAGCCCAGCUUUCCAUGGUGAAGUCUUCUGUACCAGUACACAAGAGAACAGCCACUAUCCAAAAAGGCAGGCAGAUGGAACGGAAGAAUACAAAACCCUUGGUCUAGGACUUACUCAUGUUAAAAAAAAACAGGUGACAGGGAAUAGGUUAAAAAAACUAUGUAACUGAACGGGAAAACGGGAGAAAAAAAUACGCCCUGUUCUCCAUCCCCUACCCCCUCCACAGUCACAAUUCCAGAGUAAGAGCAUGUAGUGCAUGGAUUAUUCUUUUAUGCUGUUUAUGAAACAGGCAAGUUAUAUCUCAUUUUCCUUCCUGAACCACAGGAGUAACUAGCUUUUCACCUACAGACAAGUGCUAGUCAUUUGUGUUUGAUGAAAAUCACAAGCACCAGAAAAUUAACUGCUGCAAUUUGAUGUCAGGUCACAUUACUGAGAAAAUAAUUUUUAAACAACUUACAUCCACACACACACACACACACAUAUACACAUAUCUGUGCAUCAAAUGACAGCUCUUCUUUUUUCUAUACACAUGGUUAUUCUUUACAUUGCCGCAGAAAUAUAUUAAUAUAAAAAUGUGUAUAGAGUAUACGUGCAUACAUAUACAAAUAUAAGUAGUUUUAAAAGACACUGGCAGUGACCACUCCACUUGAAAAUGCAUGUAAGAACCCCGUGAAAUAUAAGCUGCACUAUAAAUAAAGAAGCGCAGAUUUCCA
This is a messenger RNA of Hippopotamus amphibius kiboko, 1750 nucleotides long. Its product is annotated as KAT8 regulatory NSL complex subunit 1-like protein. The coding region runs from base 1 to 1032 and encodes 343 amino acids. The record is from RefSeq and is a predicted model, not a curated record. The transcript has a single exon. Lineage: Eukaryota; Metazoa; Chordata; Mammalia; Artiodactyla; Hippopotamidae. Gene Ontology annotation, molecular function: histone acetyltransferase binding. Gene Ontology annotation, cellular component: NSL complex.